Messenger RNA from Brassica oleracea var. oleracea, 357 nucleotides. RefSeq lists its product as uncharacterized. Gene Ontology annotation, molecular function: nucleic acid binding; RNA-DNA hybrid ribonuclease activity. The record is from RefSeq and is a predicted model, not a curated record. The coding region runs from base 1 to 357 and encodes 118 amino acids. The transcript has a single exon. NCBI's taxonomy places the organism in Eukaryota, Viridiplantae, Streptophyta, Magnoliopsida, Brassicales, Brassicaceae.
AUGGGGUGGAUCAUAAAGAACGAGACAGGUGGAGUGCUCUGUCGGGGAUCUGCUAAUCGACCUUUUGUCUGCUCGGCCUUAAUGGCGGAAGCUCUGGCCAUUCGUGAAGCCCUCUCAAAAGCAAAAGACCUCAACCUUCGAAGUCUACAACUAUUCUCGGACUCGCAAGUCCUCGUAUCUGCUCUGUGUUCAGAGCUGGAAGUGAAUGAGAUUGCAGGUGUCUUACAUGACAUUAGGAACCUUGCCACUCUCUUCUGUCCUUUAUCUUUUCGUUUUAUCCCUCGACUUGAAAAUCGUCAAGCUGAUGCUUUGGCUAGUUCAGGUGUUGAAUGCUUUAAUGUUGUUAAUGUUGUGUAA